AUGCCAGCCCGCUCUUUGAAAUCUGCGUCUACUCACGGUACUCUGAGCGGUACUCUGUCUGCCGAGUCCUCGUUUCGCUGGGAUUCGGAGUCGAUGCCAUUGCCUACCUCGACUGCAUCGUUUCUGCCUUCUCGCGACACACGCGACCACUACGACAAUAUCCUGAAAAACGCCUUCGACGGAGCCGAUAAAGAUAUCCUCGCACAUCAUCGUCGAGUCAAGGAGCUCGACAAGCGCCACGUUACGCCGUCUCGCAUGAACAAGAUCAUGGAUUGCGGGCAUAUAUACGACCCUGUGCACCAUGCCGCACCACUCUGGGAAGAGUUCGAUCGCGCGCAGGCUGCGAUCCUCGAGAUCGAUGGUCGCGGACUCGGUCUUCUCUCGGGGUCGUUCGAAGGCGCCGAGGACUGGUUCGGCGGGCGUAUCCAGAUUAUCCGCUCAUACGCGUUUGCACGAGAACUGGGAUCGCGUCGGCUUCUCGUACUCAAGACUGCACCGCCUCCGCCGGUAGACGCCACGCAGAAGCGCAAGCACUACGAGCCGCCGCUCGAGCUGUUCGCGAGGAAGUUCGUAGGACUACGAGCGGGAUCCUAUGAUAAUGCCGGAUAUGGGAGACGGACUGCGGCAGCCCUUCUGGAAGUUCAUCAAGAAGCACAACCCUUUGGCGCUUAA
Molecule: messenger RNA, 672 nt
Organism: Peniophora sp. CBMAI 1063
Lineage: Eukaryota; Fungi; Basidiomycota; Agaricomycetes; Russulales; Peniophoraceae
Source: the annotation of a GenBank genome assembly